Messenger RNA from Colossoma macropomum (tambaqui), 2231 nucleotides. RefSeq names its product solute carrier family 22 member 18 (gene slc67a1). The record is from RefSeq and is a predicted model, not a curated record. Gene Ontology annotation, molecular function: transmembrane transporter activity. Bases 708 to 1913 code for a protein of 401 amino acids. The transcript is spliced from 10 exons. Gene Ontology annotation, biological process: transmembrane transport. NCBI's taxonomy places the organism in Eukaryota, Metazoa, Chordata, Actinopteri, Characiformes, Serrasalmidae.
GUACCCGCGCAGCCGCAUUUCAGUGGUUAAGUCCUCAGUCUGCGCAUACCUCUCCGGCUUCCUAGAACGAGGAAGUUUAUUCUGUAUAUGGUAGAGGCGCUUUUUAGCUUUCGAUUUUAACAGAAAAAACGUAGACUAAUUAUGCGGAUGUUUUAAUUUGGUGGUUAGUAAGAAGCAAAAAUCUACUACUACUCCUGCUCUGGGCUACAAGCUGCAGAACCCUGUCGAAGUUGCCGGAUUCAGCCUUUGUUGGAGUUGUUUGGCUGUUUUUCCUCAAACACAGAGGCUACCAGUGAGAGAAAACGAAACCUCGCAGUUAUACAGAACGCUUUAGGCUAAAUUCAGGACCUUUCAGAGCAAUCGUGUGUCAAAUGCAGGCGAUUAGCUACAAGCCUAAAACAAUGUUUUGUGCCUUUAUGUUUCACCCUAGGUUCAAAGUCCCAUUCCUUAACUUGUAAGGUCGAAGUGCAACAGUUCAAGAGUUUGCUUGGUUGAAAGCGUCGUAUUCUGAUCUGAGCUUAUGUUUGUAGAGAAUGGCCCAUUAGACAUGAACUGCUUCAUGGUACAGCUAGUCUAACAGAAUAGCCUGAGCGUUAGAGGACUCAGUGGAUUUUUCACGUUUUGUUUUUUUGACGCGGAGACCGUGUGAAAGAAGGACGUUAAGUCACGGCUGUUACACAACAGUGACUACGCUUGAAUAUACCGACAUGGAACCACCGACAGCAGCAAAGAUCCAGAAAAUUCUAUAUAUCACGUACAUCAUCGCUGCUUUGGACAUUACGCUGCUUUUCGUACAGUUUUCAAUAACUCCGUAUUUGGCAAGAAGGCUGGGAUUUGACACGCUAUGGUUUGGGUACCUGCAGACAACUGUGGGAGUAAUCCAGCUUCUGGGGGGCCCUGUGUUUGGCAGGUUUGCUGAUGUGUUUGGAGCUCGGGCUGCUCUCACUGUAUCUUCCAUGGCAUCCGUGGUAUACUUUUUGCUGCUUGCAGUAGCAGACAGCACCAUAUUGCUCUUUCUGCACAAACUACCUGCUGUGUUCAUGCAUGCUUUGCCAGGAGCACAGAUGGUUGUGGCAGACCUAUCUGCAAGUGAGAAGCGAGCGGAAGGCCUGGCAAAGCUUGGUCUGUGUUUUGGUAUAGGCAUGAUCACAGGAUCGUCUUUGGGGGGCACCCUCAGCACGCGCUAUGGGGAGAAGUUUGCGGCAUAUGUGGCUGCUGGGGGAAGUUUGAUCAGUCUACUGCUUGUGCUGAAAUUCAUUCCUAAACACACCAAAAAACACAACGCAAAGGAGAGCAACAGAAAGGGAGCUGGCUCUGUGUUUAACUUGGGAGAGAUUGUCAGACUGAUGAAGUUUCCAGGUGUUGCAAAGACAUUCACUGUGAAGAUUAUCUCAGGACUGCCAUCAGGUGUGUUUCAGGUCAUGUUCUCCAUUAUUGCCAUGAACGUUUUCCAUCUUAAGGCAGAGCAAAAUGGUUACCUGAUGGCCUACAUCGGUGUGGUGCAAAUGGUGAUUCAGGGUGCUGUUAUUGGACGCCUGACCACCAGAUAUCCUGAGAAUUCUUUACUGCUGUUCUCAGUAGGCCUGAGUAGCUUGGUGGGACUUUCACAGGCUCUAAUGGCCAACGUGUUCCAGUUCUGCUUUGUUGUCGUGCCCAUGAUGUUCUCGCUGAGCAUCUUCAAUGUCAUCACAGACAGCAUGCUAACAAAAAGUGUCCCAGCAUCUGACACUGGCACCAUGCUGGGUUUGUGUGCUUCUGUGCAGUCUUUGCUGCGCACAAUCGGGCCAACCAUUGGGGGUUUCCUUUAUGAGACGUAUGGAGUGGCAUCAUUUGGAUACAUUCAGUUCACCAUCAAUGCCACCCUCUUUAUCUUGCUAUUCAUGUCUAGGAGAAAAACAUCCCAAAACAAAUGAACACUGCUGACCUUAGUGACCUUGGCGAACAUGGCAUGUUAUUUGGCACUAGAUGUGCUGGUUCUAGCAUCUCCCAAAUGGCUGACAUUCUGGGCUUUCCCUGCACAACUGUUUCAAGUUACAUGACACAUACUGUUGAUUAAUUUGACUCUCAAAUCAAUGUACCACUCUUUUAGAUCAAAUCAGUUUAUGUACAGCACAUUUAAAUGUUUAACACUUUUGUUUCAUUUGUUCACAAAAGGUCAUGAAACAAUGUGAAGAACUGCUCUGACUUUUAUGUGAGUGUUGUAAAGAUAAGUAAAUGAUCGAUAAUCUCAG